GCGUGUUGCAAACGGCACGUAGGCUGUGACAGCUGCCAUGCCAGCAGCCAGCCCGGCUCCUGCUCUGGGGACCCUGGCUCCAGCUGGAGACACGUCCCCUGGCAGGCAGCACGGCUCCGGACCCGCUGCUGCACGCUUGGAAUAAUCCAGAAGGUGGCAAUGGCAAUCCACAGACACUGCCUGGCUGGGAAAAGAGGAUUUUCUGGCGGUGUGCUUCUGGUGUUUAAGGGAUAUUUUCAGGGGGACUGCACUGUGGCUGCUUCUCUGCAUGUAGAGAACCCUGGAGUGACACCAAACAUUGCAGAAAAUGCACCUUUAUUGGAAAUGCAGCCAUGUCCCAGGUAUUUUGGGGCUGAUUGUAAGGCUGGGACCCCAGCUCUGGGUGCUGCCUGCGGGGCUCCCUGUCUGCACACGCUGACACAUCUGGGGGUGAGAAAGCUCCGUGUUCCCUCUGGCAGCAUCUUCCCAGUGCAUCCAGCCCCCUCUCGGGCUCAUCCCGGCGGGGAAAUGAAACAAAAGCACACGGAGCGGAGUCUGCGAGCCGAGAGAAGCUCCACGCCGGGUCCCCAGCAGAGGGUGGUGUCAGCCUGUGUCCUGCCUGGCAUUCCCUGGCAUUCCCUGGCAUUCCCUGGGUGCCUGGCAUUCCCUGGCUGGCAUUCCCAUCAGUGCCAAGAGGCAGGAGAGGGGAGCACCAGCUCCAGCACAAAAUCCAACCUCUUUCAUUUAUUCAAGCUCCCUUUUAGCUUUAGGUCCACCUUGAAAACAGCAUCUGGGUCCUCUCCACACUCCCCAUCCUCUUGCAGGACAGUUUGUACAACCUGGAACUCACAGCUCGCCAGCGUGUGCUGGAUUGAAGCUCCUCCCGAGGCUGGCUGCACAGGUUUUGGUUGUUUUUAUUUCCCCUGCUCUCAGGAACAGCUCUGCCAUCAUCAUCCCUUCGGCUCGCUGCAGAGGGAGGCGAGGAGCGCACCCGCUCCAACACCUCCCACGCAGAGCCGGGCUCUGCAGCUGCAGGGAUUGUUCCCAAGUGUCCAGGGGCCAAGAACGCUUUUUAUUACUCAGUAAAAAAGCUCGGCUGUGGCUCGCAGGUUUAAUUAUGCACAUAUAAUAAACUCCUCUGUUGUCAUCUACCUACAGACCUGACCUCACAGGGCAGGCCGGUACUGAGUCAACCAAAAUUAUCCCUGGCACGACUCCACUGCCUUCAGUAGCCUUGUGAUUCCUGCCCAUGGGUGCUGUCGGAGGGCAGGAACGCUUCGACGAGAACUAAAAGAUCAAGAAAAUCAUUCUGAGAAAGCAGCUCCUCAGGGUAUGGGGAGUGUGGGCUGAGAUGUGAAUCCUCCCAGGGCAGGGCGCAGCUGCCCUGAUGGUGAGACCGGAGCGUGUGGAUGCUGCUCCCUCUUGGAUCGCACUGUUCGUACCCUGCCCUGGCCCGGGGGCACAGCCGGGAGCUGCGGACACCCAGCACCUCGGGAUGAAAGCAUUUCUUCUUUUAACCCCCCCACAAACUAUCCUUGGAAUAUUAAACAAUUGUUUUCUUCGCAGAGAUCCUCCCGGCUAGAUUGAAAAUGAAGGAUCAUGGCUGUAGAGCUGCUCUUUCUCCUUUAUCUCCGCUUGGCUCCAUUUGGAAGAGAUUAGUGUUGCAUUUGUUUGACAUCCAGGUUAAUAGCUUCCCUUCGUCCCAGUCCCGGCUUCCGCUUUUGGCUAUCUGGAAAGCCGGGAUGGAAAUUAAUGGGCAAACUCUGGGGAGAGGAUCUCGGAAGAAAACUCGGAACAGAUUUAAAAAGAGGCUGCUCUAAGCCGCGCUGAUUUGGAAGGAAGCCACCGGUGAAAAUUAGAGAUUUUUCAAGAGUUUGCUGCCAAGGAGUUAAUGCCUGAGAGUCGAGGUUUUUAAUAAAUACACUGGUA
Poecile atricapillus (Black-capped chickadee) is the source of this 1908-nucleotide messenger RNA. RefSeq lists its product as uncharacterized. Lineage: Eukaryota; Metazoa; Chordata; Aves; Passeriformes; Paridae. The transcript is spliced from 2 exons. The record is from RefSeq and is a predicted model, not a curated record. The coding region runs from base 160 to 1065 and encodes 301 amino acids.